AUGGAUGAAAUGACAUCAGCUGUCAUUAAUUUAAUGAAAACUACAUCUGAUUGGGUGACUAUUGCAUUUGAAGCUCCUUUCGCUCGGGCUGUUGUUUUUGGAGUGCAUAUUGGAGGACAUCUAUUUGUUGAGGGUCUUCUCGUAGUGGUUAUCCUCUUCCUACUUUCACAAAAAAGUUACAAGCCACCUAAAAGACCACUAACGAAGAAGGAAAUAGAUGAGCUCUGUGAUGAAUGGGUUCCAGAAUCCCUUAUUCCUCCUAUUACAGAAGAGAUGAAGUAUGAACCUCCCGUAUUGGAAAGUGCUGCAGGGCCGCAUACAGUAAUCAAUGGCAAAGAAGUUGUCAACUUUGCUUCAGCAAAUUACCUUGGGUUAGUUGGGCAUGAGAAGCUACUUGAGUCAUGCACAUCAGCAUUGGAGAAAUACGGUGUCGGUUCUUGUGGUCCUCGUGGGUUUUAUGGAACAAUUGAUGUUCACCUUGACUGUGAGGCCAAAAUAGCGAAGUUUUUGGGAACUCCAGAUUCCAUACUCUAUUCUUAUGGACUCUCCACUAUGUUCAGUGCAAUUCCAGCUUUCUGCAAGAAAGGAGAUAUUAUUGUUGUGGAUGAGGGUGUACAUUGGGGAAUACAAAAUGGACUUUACCUCUCUAGAAGUACAAUUGUCUACUUCAAGCACAAUAACAUGGAAUCUUUGAGGAAUACUUUGGAGAAAUUUACAGAAGAAAAUAAACGAGCUAAGAAGCUAAGGCGCUACAUUGUGGUUGAAGCUGUGUAUCAGAAUUCCGGGCAAAUUGCUCCAUUGGAUGAGAUCAUCAAACUGAAGGAGAAACAUCGCUUCCGAGUUCUAUUGGAUGAGAGCAACUCAUUUGGUGUGCUUGGCAAUUCCGGAAGAGGUCUAACCGAGCACCAUAGGGUUCCGAUUGAGAAGAUAGAUAUCGUAACUGCUGCCAUGGGACAUGCUUUGGCCACAGAAGGUGGAUUCUGCACUGGAAGUGCCCGAGUCAUUGACCACCAACGUCUCAGCAGCUCUGGCUAUGUCUUCUCUGCCUCCUUGCCCCCAUACCUAGCAAGUGCUGCAAUUACUGCUAUUGAUGUCUUGGAGCAAAAUCCUGAUUUGAUUACAAAGCUAAGGAAGAAUAUCACCAUACUAUGUAGAGGAUUGUCAGAUAUACGAGGCCUUGAGAUUGUGAGUGAUCCACAAUCCCCUAUUGUUUUUCUCAGAUUAAAGAAAUCCACAGGUUCCUCGAAUGAUUUAUCAUUGCUUGAAGAUAUUGCUCACCGUGUGUUGAAGGAAGACUCUAUUUUUGUGGUGACUUCCAAGAGAUCCAUGCUUGAUAAAUGCAGUCUGUCUAUCGGAAUUAAGUUGUUUGUCUCGGCCGCUCAUACAGAAUUAGAUUUGACGAAAGCUUGUGAAUCACUGAAAAGAGUUACAUCAUUGGUCUUGAUAGCUCGUGAGUAA
Molecule: messenger RNA, 1458 nt
Organism: Ilex paraguariensis (yerba mate)
Lineage: Eukaryota; Viridiplantae; Streptophyta; Magnoliopsida; Aquifoliales; Aquifoliaceae
Source: the annotation of a GenBank genome assembly